AUGGGGUGGUGCGGCCGCGGCUCCGGGCCGCCGCCGUCGCGGCUGCUGAUGCUGCUGUCGCUGCUGUUGGCGGUGUGUGGCGCUGGCGCGGCCCCGCGCUCGGCGCUCUACUCGUCCUCCGACCCGCUGACGCUGCUGCGGGCGGACACGGUGCGCCGCACGGUGCUGGGCUCCCGCAGCGCCUGGGCGGUGGAGUUCUUCGCCUCCUGGUGCGGCCACUGCAUCGCCUUCGCCCCGACGUGGAAGGCACUGGCCAACGACGUUAAAGAUUGGAGGCCGGCACUGAAUCUCGCUGCCCUGGACUGUGCUGAGGAGACCAACAGCGCAGUUUGCAGAGAUUUCAACAUCCCUGGCUUCCCAACCGUGAGGUUCUUUAAGGCCUUCUCCAAGACCGGCUCAGGAACCACGCUGUCAGUGGCUGGAGCUGAUGUGCAGACGCUGCGGGAGAGGCUCAUCGAUGCGCUGGAGUCCCACAGUGACACGUGGCCCCCGGCCUGUCCCCCACUGGAGCCUGCCAGGCUAGAGGAGAUUACUGGAUUCUUUGCAAGAAACAAUGAAGAGUACCUGGCCCUGAUCUUUGAAAAGGAAGGCUCCUACCUGGGUAGAGAGGUGACAUUGGACCUGUCGCAGCACCAGGGCAUAGCGGUGCGCAGGGUCCUGAACACGGAGCGUGAUGUGGUGAACAAGUUUGGUGUCACCAGCUUCCCAUCUUGCUACCUGCUGUCUCGGAACGGCUCCUUCUCCCGGGUCCCUGCGCUUACAGAAUCCAGGUCUUUCUACACCACUUACCUGCGGAAGUUUUCCGGGAGCACCAGGGGGGCUGUCCAGACCACAGCUGCGCCAGCCACCACCAGCCUGGUAGCUCCCACCGUGUGGAAAAUUGCAGAUCGCUCCAAGAUCUACAUGGCUGACCUGGAAUCCGCACUGCACUACAUCCUCCGGAUAGAAGUGGGCAAGUUCUCCGUCCUGGAGGGGCAGCGCCUGAUAGCCCUGAAAAAGUUCAUGGCAGUGCUGGCCCAGUACUUCCGCGGCCGGCCCUUAGUCCAGAACUUCUUGCACUCCAUGAACAACUGGCUCAAGAAGCAGCAGAGAAAGAAAAUUCCCUAUGGUUUCUUUAAAAAUGCGCUGGACAGCAGGAAGGAGGGCACUGUGAUCGCGGAGAAGGUGAACUGGGUGGGCUGCCAGGGGAGUGAGCCGCAUUUCCGAGGCUUUCCCUGCUCCCUGUGGAUCCUGUUCCACUUCCUGACCGUGCAGGCAGCUCAGGAAGGCGUAGACCACUCUCAGGAAACAGCCAAGGCCCAGGAGGUCCUCCAGGCCAUCCGGGGCUACGUCCGCUUCUUCUUUGGCUGCCGAGAGUGCGCUGGCCACUUUGAGCAGAUGGCUGCUGGCUCCAUGCACCGGGUCGGGAGUCUGAACAGUGCGGUCCUUUGGUUCUGGUCCAGCCACAACAAGGUCAAUGCUCGCCUUGCAGGUGCCCCCAGUGAGGACCCCCAGUUCCCCAAGGUGCAGUGGCCGCCCCGCGAGCUCUGUUCCGCCUGCCACAAUGAACUCCGGGGCGCGCCUGUGUGGGACCUGGACAACACCCUCAACUUCUUGAAGACCCACUUCUCCCCAAGCAACAUCAUCCUAGACCUUCCUUCAGCUGGGCCGGGCCCCCGGAGGGGUGCACAGAGGAUGACAGUCAUCCCCAAACAGGUGGAACUGGAGCUGGCAACCAGAAAUUUUACCCUGGCCCCUGAGAAGGCUGAGAUCCCCGUGGGCUCAGGGAUAAAGGCCCCUGGAGCCACCAUGCUAGUGGCUGGACUUGGGGCAAAUCACCCCAAGAUGCAGGCUGGCCUCGGUGCGGCCACAGAUGAGCCGGACCCGGGAGCUCCUGAGCAAGUAGUGGAGCUUCACAGGGAUAAGUCGGAGCAGCCAGAGGGGGAGCAGCGCUUGAGCAGGAGAGACACAGGAGCCGUGUUGUUGGCCGAGUUCCUGGCUGGGAGGAACCUCCCCGGAGGCCCUUCGGAGCUGGGGCGAAUGGGCCACAGCUCCCAGCAGCUGGCGGGCAUCCCUGACAGGGAGCCUGAGGCUGGGGCUGGGCAGGGCCAGGGCCAGUGGCUGCAGGUGCUGGGCGGGAACUUCUCCCACCUGGACAUUAGCCUCUGCGUGGGGCUCUACUCCCUGUCCUUCAUGGGCCUGCUGGCCGUGUACACCUAUUUCCGGGCCAGGAUAAAGGCUCUGAAGGGCUAUGCCAGCCUCCCUGCCGCCUGA
This is a messenger RNA of Rangifer tarandus platyrhynchus (Svalbard reindeer), 2253 nucleotides long. The record is from the annotation of a GenBank genome assembly. NCBI's taxonomy places the organism in Eukaryota, Metazoa, Chordata, Mammalia, Artiodactyla, Cervidae.